Messenger RNA from Labrus mixtus (cuckoo wrasse), 2949 nucleotides. It is a transcript of the gene csf2rb, whose product is annotated as colony stimulating factor 2 receptor subunit beta. Gene Ontology annotation, cellular component: external side of plasma membrane. Gene Ontology annotation, molecular function: cytokine receptor activity; protein binding. The record is from RefSeq and is a predicted model, not a curated record. The transcript is spliced from 15 exons. Lineage: Eukaryota; Metazoa; Chordata; Actinopteri; Labriformes; Labridae. Gene Ontology annotation, biological process: cytokine-mediated signaling pathway. The coding region runs from base 240 to 2384 and encodes 714 amino acids.
GCUGAUGUUGAAGAAAUGUCAUUAAGUGUCAUCAUGGACUGAAAGAGGAAACUGAAGUCAUUUCAGAGGAAACUCCCACUGAGCUCUCCAGUGUGUUCGUGAGGAGUGUGCUGACAAGAAGGAAGAGAAGGCGACAGAGAUGAACGAAAAAGGAGCCAAGUCUUCAUCAAGUAAGUCUUUUCUUGUGUAAAAACAGCAGUUUCCAGAGAGGGAGCUCCCAGCCCCAUCUUACCCAAGUAAUGAUGCCACUCCUGUGGGUUGCACUUUGGUCAGUUCUCCCUCUUGUGGUUGCCCUCUCCGGUCAAGACAGUUGUCACAUCCAUGAGAGCAGCAACUUGCAACACGAAUCUCCGUUGCUGAAAUCCUUACGCUGCUAUAACGACUACAAGACGCACGUUGACUGUGAGUGGAAUGAACACAGGAGGAGAGAACUGCAGCUCUGGCUCAAGACAGGAAAAGAAAAUGUGCAGUGUGAGCCGUACGAGGCUGCAGGACCAAGAGAUGCAAGUGAGCACAGGAUGGUCCAGUGCAGAUUCAAAACUCAAAACAUCAGAACUCUUUAUUUUGCCAUCGGCAUCGAACACACCGUCUUCUUCCUGGACAAAAAGGCCCCCUGCUCAUCAGUCCCGCGCAGGACUCUGGAUCUUUCACAGCACUUGAGAGCACGCACACCAGAGAGUCUGUCCACACAUGAUGAAGGUGAUGGAGGCCGGCGGCUGAGCUGGUCCAGCCCUUACCCCUCCUCCUCCUCCCUGAAUAAACACAUCACAUACCAGCUCAGCUACACGACAGAAACACAGGAUAACUGGACGACAUUGGAUGUCACAAACACCAGCAUCAUAUUACAGAGGCAGAUGCUGAUCACUGGUCACAGGUACAAAGCCAGGGUAAGGGCCCGGGCCAACAUGGGUCAGUGGAGUAACUGGAGUCCUGUUGUGAGCUGGAAUACUGAAAACGAUGCAGGGCACUUCCCCAGUUUGCAUUGUGUCCUGGAUGGAGAGAAGGAGGUGAUGUGUAGCUGGGAAUUGAGCAGAGAGGUGGCUCAAACAGUUUCCUACCAGCUGGCCUGUCGAGAAAACCGGACUUCACAGUCUGCAAUAUGUUGUGUAAACCCAACAGUGACCUCUGACCACAAUGAGAUGUCGCUGAAGUUCAGCUGCAGGCUGACUGUCGCAGACCCUGAGCAUCUGCUGCUGGAGCUUCAACCGACACGCAAUGCCAGGAUUUUUAAACCCAACGAGAACAUUCGCCCCAACCCUCCACAGCUGGUAAAGGUGAGGGAGGUAGGCAGCAACUGGAGGGUGGAAUGGACUGCUCCAAGCAUAGCCGCCAAAGUAACACUGAAAUAUCAGGUCUGCUAUUACAGGAUAGAGGAAAAGGGAUGUUCAGACACUGUAAACGUUUCAGGGGUCUCCACGUCCCUUUCCAUCCUGGAGUCAUCUCUGGUCUCAUCCCAGCACUACAGGGUCAAGGUCAGGUCCCUGAUUGACCCUGAAAAAGAAUCUAUGUACGGGGGAAUCCCGUCUGAAUGGACCCAUCCCGUGGACUGGACCUCUCAUAAAGCCAGCUUGUCCAUAGACAGCCUGAUCUAUUGUUCCAUUGGUCUGCUUGUAGCCAUGGUGUUCCUCGCACUCUACUGCACCAUCCCAACUUGUCACAGGAGGGUCAUUCUGUGGGUGGAUUCAGUUCCAUCUCCAGGCAAAAGUAAAAUCCUGUCAGAGAUCAAGUCUUCCACCAGCUGGACCCUCAUGCAGAGUGAGAAUACAUCCUUUUGCAAAGUGCAACAUUCGGAGAGCAUGUCUACAUGCUCCUCUAUUGCGUCUCUCUGGCCGACCAAGGACACUGAAGGGAAGAUUUUGGAACAGGAUGAGGGCUGCUGGACCCACAAAAACCUGAUCAUCUCUGCUGAGAAGGUUAAAGGCUCUGACACGUCCUCACUGAGCUUCAGUGGGCCUUACAUCUUCUGUCAGUCAAACGAGCCAAACAAGACUUCAGAGGAUGUAAAGAAGUGUGAAGAGAAACAAGAAGCAAAAGAAACCUCUUCAGGCGACUCUGUAUCUCCUACCCCUUUGAAUUUCACCCUUUUUGGGGAGGGUUAUGUAGGUCUGUCUGGCCGAAACAUCUCCUGCUCAACACAGGAUCUUGUAUCGCACAGUGACGCGGUCCCAAACAGAUACAGGCUUGACAGUGCUGCACAGGACCAACAGUGUCCAGACACCUCACCAUGGCCGGACCAGACAGACGACCAGCCGACCCUCAGCAAGCCCACCAGCAGCUUCCAACCAACAGCUUACACCUCAGUGACUUUUACCUCUUGGCCUCAGGGCGGCGCCAUACAAGCCUCUGGGUACUGCCACAUCCCUACAUCCCAAGAGCUCACAUAAGAACAGCAGAGUAACCUGGAGUGUUGAAUAGACUUAUUAGAUAUUCUCAGAAGAUGCAACAUUUGAUCAAUCAGUAAUAUUUUGUAUAACCUUUUCACCUGUUUAAGCAAUUUACAUUUUCUUAUUUCAGUGGGCUGUUCAACAGAAGAGAAGAUUUUUAAAGAACCAUUUGACCUGAGUUAAUAUUUAUCUGAACUAAAGAGAGCUUAAAUGCCUGCCUACUCUCUGAGAAAUGUGCAAAAAUCAGUGACAGUUAUAAAAUACAAAACUAUUUUAAUCAAUAGAUUCUUAAUAACUGUUAUAAAUAAAUAAAAAAAAAAUAUAUAUAUAUAUACUGUAUAUUUAAAUGUUUCCCCUUCUCAAGUCUAGUGUCUCUCUCGGCAGAGGCAAGGAGUAGCAUUAUGUAAAAUGUAUUUUUAUUAAGGAAGUCUGUUACUGGGCUAACUGCCAUGUUUGCAGUGGUCAUGUAUGCGUGUUUGCACUCAGGUGUGUGAGUUAGGAGCUUGUUGUCAAUGUUAUAGUGUAUGUAUUGCUGAAUGUAUAAAUAUAAUAUCGCCGUGUGGAA